Triticum aestivum (bread wheat) is the source of this 1407-nucleotide messenger RNA. Its product is annotated as zinc finger MYM-type protein 1-like. Bases 133 to 1407 code for a protein of 424 amino acids. The record is from RefSeq and is a predicted model, not a curated record. NCBI's taxonomy places the organism in Eukaryota, Viridiplantae, Streptophyta, Magnoliopsida, Poales, Poaceae. The transcript is spliced from 2 exons.
CCGACCCGGACCAGACGGCCGCCGCCGCUCCGGUCUCCGGAGGAUCUGGUCCCGCCUGCCGACGCUCUCCUCUCCUCCGGUCCUUCCCGCUCCACCGCUCCCCGCCCCGGUCGUGGCCUCGUGGAACUGAAGAUGAAGAGGAAUGGUGACAUUAAGUCUUUUUUCCGGAAUUAUGAGGCAAAAACAAGAAAGGUUGCAGCCGAAGAGCAACCUGAACCUGAUAUUGAUCCACCUGCAGUCCAUUCGGGUGCAGAGAUUGGCAUUGAUAUUGAUCCACCUCCAGUCUAUUCCGAUGCAGAGAUUGACAUUGAUAUUGAUGAUGAAGCGCCACGGCAACCAUCACCCCAACAUCCACAUGCAAGGUCCUAUAAUAUUCAAAGGCUUCCACCUGAUCCAGGGGAAAGGAUUCCUAUUUCAGAUUAUGAUGUUAAUGAUCAAGACGAAGUUCGGAGACGGUACAUUGCAAAGAAUGCAGUCCAACCAUAUGCACACAACUUUGAAGUCAAGAAAAUGUAUGGUAAAAAUCGACACUUCAACUUUGUUUGGUUUGAGAACUACAAAUGGCUAGAAUAUAGUGUCAAAUAUGAGGCUGCAUUUUGCUUUGUGUGUUAUUUGUUCAAAGGCAAAUCGAAUGGGGGGCCUAAGGGUGAUGCCUUUGUUAAAGGUGGUUGGAAAAAUUGGUAUAAGCCUGAUGCAUUAGACAAACAUGAGGGUGGUAUUAACAGCAUUCACAACAAAGCUCAACAGAAGUACAAUUUAUUUGUGGCACCCCAACCAUCAAUUGAUAACAUUAUGGUGAGGGUGGAUAAAGAGGAUUUGCGUAUGUACAAGGCUAGGCUGACUUAUUCACUUAGAUGCUUGAGGUUUCUUUUGAACCAAGGAUUGGCAUUUCGUGGACAUGAUGAGAGUGAAGAAUUUAGCAAUAGGGGGAACUUUGUUGAACUUCUUAAGUGGCUUGUUUUGAACAAUGCUCCUGGGAAUUGCAUCUUGACUAGUCCAAAGAUACAAAAUCAAAUAAUUGAAUGUUGUGCGGUGCAAACAACAAAAAGAAUUAUUGAAGAUAUUGGUGAUGACCACUAUGCAAUCCUAGCUGAUGAGUCUAGUGAUGCAUCUCAUAAAGAACAACUUGCUCUCUGCAUACGAUUUCUUGACAAAUCGGGAAGAGGAUGUGAGAGGUUCCUUGGAGUUUUUCAUGUUGCCAAUACAACUUCAUUGUCACUUAAGGAUGCAAUUCAAACUUUGCUUAAUGAUCAUCAUUUGACUCCUAGUCAAAUGCGUGGGCAAGGAUAUGAUGGGGCAAGCAACAUGAAAGGGGAGAUUAAUGGGUUGAAAACAUUGAUCAUGAAUGAGUCACCCUCUGCCUAUUACACCAUUGUUUUGAACAUCAACUUCAGUUGGUUCUUAUAG